AUUGACAGAGGUUUUACUGUAGAUCAAUUAUUUAUUAUCCACCUGUGAAUUAUCUGGUAGAGAAUAGAAAGGAAGGAGUAAUUGUAAAUUGUGAUCAGGUGUCAUAAUUUUUUUCACAACAAAAAUAUCUUAUGUUCGUUUGAAUGCUGACACAAGCAGUAGUAGUAGUGGAGAAUUUCGUCGACAAGGUUCACUACGACGUGUUUUACCACCAGAACCUAAUGUUGAGCCUAAUAUGUUAGUACAUGACAUUGAAACUGAUAAACUAUGUAAAAUAUUCCAACAGGAAUAUAUUAUAUUAGCCGAAUAUAAAAUGCUGCAAACUGAAAAUAUACAAGGCAUUUAUGUUAUUCCGUCCUAUAAAAGUUCCUUUUUAUGGUUUGGAGUUAUUUUUGUAAGAAGCGGUAUAUAUGAAGAUGGCAUUUUUCGAUUUACUAUUACAUUACCUGAUACUUUUCCUGACAGUGGAUUUCCACGUGUCGAUUUCCAAAGCAAAGUAUUCCAUCCACUAAUAAAUAAUGAAACGGGUGAAUUGAAUAUUUGUGGUGGUUUCCCAGAAUGGCGUAAAGGUGAAGAACAUAUAUGGCAAUUAUUACAAUACAUAGUGUAUAUAUUCUUGAAUUUAGAUCAUUCUGUAAAACAUUGUAUAAACAUUGAAGCAAAAGACAUGUACUUAAAUAAUCGAGAUGAAUUUGUACAAAGAGUUAAAGACAAUAUUGAUGCGAGUGUAAAACAAGUAUACGAUGUACCACCUUUACCCGAUAAACAUUAUAUACAAUUUAGUCAAUAUGAUCAUGUCAAACAUGAUCCUGUACGAUUAGCUAUAUUAGAACCGACACCAGCUGAAAAUAAUCGAUCAACUGGUUACUCUUGGGUUGAACCUGGUACUUUUAAACCAUUAAGUAAAACGUGCAAUCAAUCAAGCCAAGAUCAAGAUUCAUAACAUUUUUAUAUACAAUUUGGUGGAGUGAGUACCUGGAAGUUUUGACCUCGGAUUUCCGUAAUAGUGAAUGAAUUUGUAUGGUCGAAGUGGGAUUGUGUGUUUAAUAGCAUAAAUUGCGAAGUUUACCUCUUUUUUUGUGCUCCUAAUUUUUCUAUUAAAAAAAAAAUUAUAUAUUUGAGCAUAUAAUUAUAUUUAAAAUAGUAUAGUAUAUAUGAAAUAUAUAGCAAGGUAAGAAAUAUCAAGCGGGAAGUUUUUAUAGCGUACUCAGGACGUACAAAGUGAGUUUGAGUUCGUAAAUGGGAAGCAUCAGUCAAUCUUAUAUGGGGAUCUCUUAAACCGUUAGAGAUAUAAUAAAAGUUUGAAUGUUAAAAAUGUUUCUUUAAAAAAAUAUACCACUGUUUACCCGUG
Chrysoperla carnea is the source of this 1351-nucleotide messenger RNA. It is a transcript of the gene peo, whose product is annotated as protein crossbronx homolog. Bases 236 to 943 code for a protein of 235 amino acids. Lineage: Eukaryota; Metazoa; Arthropoda; Insecta; Neuroptera; Chrysopidae. The transcript is spliced from 5 exons. The record is from RefSeq and is a predicted model, not a curated record.